This is a messenger RNA of Xylona heveae TC161, 466 nucleotides long. RefSeq lists its product as hypothetical. Lineage: Eukaryota; Fungi; Ascomycota; Xylonomycetes; Xylonales; Xylonaceae. Bases 118 to 375 code for a protein of 85 amino acids. The record is from RefSeq and is a predicted model, not a curated record. The transcript has a single exon.
CGGCCGCUCCGUGCUCUCCAAAUAGUGAUCGCACGUUCAUCGUGGCUUUGCCAACGGUUUGAUGCAGAACGAUGCUCGGCCAAUUGAUGCGCGAAGAGACUCGAUCGAAAGUCUUAGAUGCCAUAUUUGGUCCUCUUUUUGCAAAUAGGAGCCCUUCUCAUCAUCAACAGGCGCCAGAGAAUGUCAGGCACUCUACCAGGCAUCGGCGGCUAUUGCAGUUGUAUCCAUCAUGCUUUACAGAAGGGUUUCGCUUCAGAAAUAUCCAAAAAGACCCAUUUCGGCCCAGGACAUCUACCGCGGACUGUCACCAAGGGCGUUUAUAGCCGCUGCUGGAUGGUCGUAUUUACCCGUGGUUGUGGACAUGGGGAUCUGUAGAUAGAUUACCUGCUGGGCUAUGUGUUAACCCUUCCGAUAGGUCAUCACCAAUACAGCUGCUAAAAUUUGGAGAAAAGGUUUCAGCCUUUAG